AUUAGCCAGUUUAAGCUCAAUAAAUCGCUAGCUAGAUAGCACUACUCCACUAAAUAAUUAUUAGGCACCACCACCCACUCCACUACUUGUGGCCACGCCGCGCGCGCGCUGCGGCGCCUGACCCCCGGCCAUGUCGUCGUCGUCCCACGAUCCCAGCAGCGCCGCCGCGGCCGACGUCGUCGGCGGCAGCUACCGCGUGUGCGACACGGUGGUGCUCGUCUGCCUCGCCUUCGCCUCCUCCAUCAUCGUCUUCACCGUCGCCGUCUGCUUCCGCCGCGCCGUCGCCCUGCAGGGCUACGCGUCCGGCCGUGGCGGCGGCGCGGGGCCCGCCGCGGCCACGGGCGCGUCCUUCGCUGGAGGAGGCCCCGGCGGCGGCGGAGGCAUGCGCGGGCUGGCGCCGUCCGCGCUCGCGGCGAUCCCCAAGUUCGCGUACCGGCGGGGCGCCAACGGCGGCGGCGGCUGGGAGCAGUGCGCGAUCUGCCUCGGCCUGGUGGGCGACGGCGAGGCCGUCCGGCGGCUGCCGGAGUGCAAGCACCUCUUCCACGUGGAGUGCGUCGACGUGUGGCUGUACUCGCACGCCACGUGCCCGCUCUGCCGGCGCGACGUCGGCGCUGCCGCCGCCGCCGCCGGCGACGACAAAGUUUGAGCACCCGCAGAUUUCGCAGGUUUGGCGAGGUGUUUCUAGGAUUAGUGUAAUUCGAGCACAGUUCAAAAGAUUUCGAAUUUGUAAUUACAAACUGCUUUAAAUAUAAAGUGCCAUUGAUCUCUCAAUUUGCUGAAUUUUGAUGUGUUUAUUUAUAUUUGGUUGCUGCUUUAAUUUCCUUCUUGGCUAGUUGUAUACAUGCCAGGAUCAUAGCAAGAUAUAUUAAUGGUGAUAAUGAUAUGGAUUAGAUUGGAGUGAACUAAAUAUUUGGGCGCAUUGGUCAAUGAAAAGAGCCGAACAAUU
Molecule: messenger RNA, 946 nt
Organism: Oryza brachyantha (malo sina)
Lineage: Eukaryota; Viridiplantae; Streptophyta; Magnoliopsida; Poales; Poaceae
Product: E3 ubiquitin-protein ligase EL5-like
Exons: 1
Coding region: 131-646 (171 amino acids)
Source: RefSeq, a predicted model, not a curated record